Megalops cyprinoides (Indo-Pacific tarpon) is the source of this 1120-nucleotide messenger RNA. RefSeq names its product phosphatidylinositol-4,5-bisphosphate 4-phosphatase 2 (gene pip4p2). Lineage: Eukaryota; Metazoa; Chordata; Actinopteri; Elopiformes; Megalopidae. Gene Ontology annotation, cellular component: late endosome membrane; lysosomal membrane; plasma membrane. Gene Ontology annotation, biological process: phosphatidylinositol dephosphorylation. The record is from RefSeq and is a predicted model, not a curated record. Bases 136 to 981 code for a protein of 281 amino acids. Gene Ontology annotation, molecular function: phosphatidylinositol-4,5-bisphosphate 4-phosphatase activity. The transcript has 8 exons.
UAGCCGGAGCCGGAGGAGCACUUCUCACGAGUCACUGCUCCUUUCCCAAAGAUCGGACGGAGGGAAGCCGACGGGGGUUGUUGUUAUUCGCUGUCGCCGACGCUGCCCAGCUCCGCCGGUGUAACCGCUGCAGACAUGGCCUCUGACGGCAUGGAUGAACGAUCCCCUCUGUUGUCAGCACCAAACUCCGGGAAUGUCACACCCACAGCACCGCCGUACCUGCAGGACACCAGUCCAAGAGCUGAGCUCCCUCCCCCGUAUACUGCCAUCGCCAGCCCGGACGCUGGGGGAGUGCCAGUCAUAAACUGCCGGGUGUGCCAGUCUCUGAUCAACCUGGAUGGCAAGCUCCACCAGCACGUGGUGAAGUGCACCGUGUGUAACGAGGCCACGCCUAUCAAGAACCCGCCAACUGGGAAGAAGUAUGUGAGAUGUCCGUGUAACUGCCUUCUAAUCUGCAAAGACACAUCGCGGAGGAUAGGAUGUCCAAGGCCCAACUGCAGACGCAUCAUCAACCUGAGCCCAGUGAUGGUCAUUCCUGAGGAGCAGCCCACGCAGCCUGCCCUGCCCAUCCAGCCCGAGGGCAUGCGUGUGGUGUGUGGGCACUGCGGGAACACAUUCCUCGGCAGCGACGAUGCCUCACCAUCCCAGACUGUUUCUGGCCUGCCUCUCGAAGGAGCCUCAUCCAUUUUCCAGUGGAUGGAGCUCCGGUUUAACACGCUGGCUAAGUGCCCACACUGCAAAAAAAUAUCCUCCGUGGGCAGCGCUCUUCCACGAAGGCGCUGCUGUGCCUACAUCACUGUGGGAAUGAUCUGCAUUUUCAUUGGUGUCGGGCUGACUGUUGGCACCCAGGACUUCGCCAGCCGCUACCACGCCACCUACGUGUCCUGGGCCUUCGCCUACCUCCUGGGCCUCAUCUGUCUGGUGCGGGCAUGUUACUGGGGAGCCAUUAAAGUGAGUUAUCCAGAAAACAGCUUUGCGUAGACCUCCUGUCCCCACCCCGUCCAAUAAAGAGCCCUUUUGCUUUUCCGUUUUACUCGCAUUCGGCCAGUUUGCGGUCGGCCGUACCCAAGGGGGUCCUCUAGAACCCAGAUCCAGCCCAGGUAUUGGGGGGGGUCGCCCU